Molecule: messenger RNA, 852 nt
Organism: Brassicogethes aeneus
Lineage: Eukaryota; Metazoa; Arthropoda; Insecta; Coleoptera; Nitidulidae
Source: the annotation of a GenBank genome assembly
AUGACUACUGAAAAAGACAAACUCACUUCCCCUUUAUGCCUCCCAGAUCUCCCUCUCCCCACACCUCCACCUAUGGCAAACAUAAUGAUGACAUCACGAUUUGACCUAAACACAAGAGGUGGAUUAGGUUACAGAAAAAUCCUAAGCUCCAGAAGUACGGAAUUUAGAUCUCCUAUACUAGGAAGGUCUCCUAUAUUCCUGCAAAAUAGACCUAGCAUUAUAAAGAAUGAACCUCUUGUAAGACAAUAUGAAACAGUCACAGACAACUUAGGCUUAUCUUCUUUACCAAGGCAUAAGAAUUUUGAAGACCUAAGCAAAAGAUUAGAAGACUUUGAUGAAUACAGAAAUAAAAUGCCGCCAAAAAGCAAAUACUUUUCGAGAGACUCCGUUUUAUCACAGGAAUUAGAAGAAGUAAACAAUCUUAGCCAUGAUUUAAACUACAAAUUCGAUGCGUACCAACCUCACCAACAGGAAAUAUCACCUGAAUACCAGACAGUAUUCUACAAUGAACAUUACAUGUCAGACAUAGACGAGAAUGAGGAAAUCAAACAGUUCGCCAUAGGUUACAAAACGCCUGAAAGAAGAUAUUCAGAUAAUUCUGAUAAAAUCAUCCAAAACACCAACGAUAGAAACAUGUAUUCAAAUACUAACAACUAUAACACCAUGCCUUCAUUGAGUAGUUUAAGGUACUUUAAAAGUGGCCAAACGUAUGGUUCUACUAGUUCCAUUAAAAGUUCGGAUAUAUAUGCUACUAGUCCCAUGUUGACCAGGAAGUUUGAAAAUUUUGAGCAGUGUGAUAGAGUUUUUAAACACCCACAGAGGCCAGUUGUAAAGGAGGCAAAAAUAAGGUAA